Messenger RNA from Sclerotinia trifoliorum, 4572 nucleotides. The record is from the annotation of a GenBank genome assembly. Lineage: Eukaryota; Fungi; Ascomycota; Leotiomycetes; Helotiales; Sclerotiniaceae.
UACCCAUAUAUUCACAAUUAGUUACUUCAUAUCUACUUGAACAACCUCCACAAAUCGAAGAAAUCAAGAACUUGUAUCGAUGAUUAUGGAAUUCCAGCCUUUUACAUUUAACAAAGAUCAAAUUAAGAGUUACUAGUUUUCUUGCUAGCGCCAACUUCACAAAGCUCUCAACGCGUAAACAGCGGUAGCGGUACACGUUUAGACGCGAAAUUUACCUUAGGGCCACCAAAACUCCUCACGUUUUCAAUACAACCUUUAAUGGAUGAUUUUAUACCAAUCUCAACAGUCUUAAUUGAUCAAAUUCCGCAACGAUUCAAUACUUCAAGACUUUAGGACCCAGGUAUUGAAGCUGAGGAAAGCUCGUCAUGUCGUCUCCGGCAGGGGUACCAAUGGGAAAUCCUCAAUUACAAAAUCAACCACCUCAAGCUCCUCCGCCAGCAAAUAACAAUGAUUCCGGUGAAAAUGGGAUGGUGGUUAGACCAAUGAGACGUAGGUACAUUGCUAUAGAGCUUUAAAUUGAUCACAUUGCUUACAGUAGGAAUAUGAUAGUCAAGGUACUCUACACUUUCGAUGAUGAAUGCAAAACCAAUUGUUUAGCACGGUGGCCGCAAGUACUUCAAAUUCAAUCUAUCGCCAUGGACGAGAAGAAUUCAAUCGGUGUUAUCGAUCUUUACACAUGUUUACAAGCCAUUAUCGAAUGUAGCCCAGAACUGCUUCCUCGACCCGGACGAGAUUUUACCGUUUAUGCCUACGAUUUUUCUGAAGAUGAUAGUCCUCUGGUAGGACAAGGUAUGCUUUCUCGGGCUUUGACGAUGCCUCCUACGUCAAAUAACUUUAUACAUCAGUCACAAAAGAUUAUUACUGGGCGAGUAUGCAAGAAUAUAAUGGGUUUAUUUGCGAAUGGAGUGAAGGAAACUUUGGAAGUUAAGCUUCGUCUAGUCCCUCAAACAGUAUCACCAAUCGAGUAUAGAAACACCAUGGGAAAUCCGAAGCAAAACAUUUCAACACCGAGAUAUGAUCAGCAAGAAUGGAAUUCUUUAUCAAAAUCGCAGGAAAACGCCCCACCUCAGAUGUUGAAUAGGACACCAACCCCGGCUGCCAUGUCGAAUAACAAGGGAACUAGCAUGGAAGUGGUCAAUCAGCUUCUCAGUCCCAGUCUUCCGCCGGUAAAUUCUUAUAAUCAAACUUUACCCCCGGCGCCUGCAACCGUACGUGAGGAACCAGUACCGAUUGCUGCCAGAGACCAUAAGAUAGUUAGACCCCCUUCGAGGACAACUGUCAAGAGAGGAAGACGUGGUCGUCCUCCGAAGAACCCACGCCCUGAAGUCGGAGGCAACACCUCUGGAUAUGAAGAAGGGACGGAGGGAGAGGAUGGCCCAGCUCCGAAGAGAAGGGCGAAGAUCACUCAGGCGGACUGGAGUAAUAGGUCGGCAUUUGGCUCAGGGUCUGACUCACUUCGAGUCACAGCAAGUACUGCAGGAUCUAUACGUGCUUUCAGACCGCUAGCUCCAUCUGGAGGCUUAGCCGCAGGUAAUCAUUUACAGGAAGUUCCUCGAUCCCCCACCCCAGUACCAAUCCUACCACAACCAGUCAGUCAGCACAGACCACAGUCACAAAGUGGGCUUCGACAGGGGUCGAAUCCUCAAUUGGAGAUGCCUCAAGCACACUCACCAGCCUAUUCACAAUUAGAGCCUUCACUCCCUCCAGAAGAUCGUCUCAGACUCUCAAUUGAAUCAGCCCAUCCCUCACCGGAGCAUAUCGCUAGUCCAGGAUUUACACCUCAAGACAUCGCGUCAUCUCCACCAGUCUUACGAAAUGCAACACCAUCAAUACGAUCAAGUCCCCCUUGUCUUUCGAGUCCUUCACUGCCACCUAUGCCUAGAUUAGACUCCGGCUUCAUGAGCGGUAACUUAGAUGAUCUAGACGACCUUUUCGGAGAAGAUGAUGAAAUCUCGCGCCCAAUUGAUGGAGAGGAUAUUAUGAUUGCAAAAAAGAGCACCAAACGCCGAGGACCUCGCAAAACGCAGCCUACAAAUUCGAAUCUUAAUGGUGGAUUCCAUAUCCAAGAAGAAACACCAGGCCCCAUGGAACUGCUCCCUAAACGGAUGCUUCUCAGUGAACAGGCUAAACCAAAACCUCCCAAGGCAGUACAACCAAAAUCUAGGCGGAAUAGUGUUAUGUCCGAAGAUGGACAGUCAUUACCCCCUUUAAAGCUAGAUGCCCGCCCCAAUUCUCGGCCGCCUUCUCAAGCCCAAACUGCUCCUAGUGUAGAUCCAUCACAGCCGAACUUACAUCUACCCACUCCACCAACCAGUGAGUUCACGAACCAACCAAUAUCCCAAAUGCAUGUCCCUGCAGGACCUCCACCACCACAGCCUCGUCCAGCAUCCGGAAACUUUUCUCGGACCGCUUCCACUGGAUCUAUGGCUCUUCCGGCUAUUCCUGCGAAUGAACCGAUUCUUCCGCCUACGUUUCAGCGAUCUCAAACCUGGUCUGAGAAUCCACAUUAUAUGACUGAAACUCCCAAUGCACCCAGCCAAACAGAAGCUAAGAAGGCGUCUAUUAAGCAGAAGUUGGAGAAUGCCCUCAGGAAUGGACAAAUGCCUCAAUAUUGUGAGAAUUGUGGCGCUAUAGAAACUCCAACUUGGCGCCGAGCAUGGUCACAAGAAUGUCAAGGUGCUCCAGGCUACCAUGAAUACUCUGAAGAGGCUGGAAGAGUAACAGCCAUUAACAUUCUUUCAAGAGAUGAUACCGGCCUCCCCACUUCGUAUCUCCUUAUUAAAAAAGCCCUUGCUGCUGGUGAAGAUCAAAAACAGUACAAGGCAUUCAUUCUUUGCAAUCGUAAGUUAUACAUAGCGUUUGAGGUACUCAGUCACUAAUUAUCAUAGCCUGUGGUAUUUGGAUGUCGAAAUACAAGUCUCAACGUCCAGAAGCAAAGUGGGGCAAAGACCCUGAUACAAAGAAAAAGCGACCUUCCAAACCUAAGGUUACUGCUACUAUACCCACAUCUGAAGCAAAUUUCCCACAAUUAGAGAUCAAUUUACCCCCAUCGGAUGCCUUCUAUCAACAGCCUGCGGUUCCUUCUGGUACUGACCGUAUGUCCCCCAUUGACCUCGACGGGUUGAACUCUGCCAAUCAGAUACCUAAUAGUCAUGAUCGUCCAAACGGAAUGCGUCGAGCAAACAGUCUCCGUCCUACUAAAAAGAUGAACGCAAUGACCUCAGAUUCAGCUUCCGCGGCACUAAGGAGAGCUUUACAAUCUAGUCCAGCUAGGUGGACACAUAACAGUCAUAUUGAAGUAGGAGAUGAGCCAGAAGAGGACACCGCACGGCGACUUUUGUUUCCUUCACCACGUAAAGAUUCAUCCCCUAAAGUCCUAGGCGAAGUUACUGCGAAUGUCGUUCAAAUUGACAUUCACAACGCCAAAGAUGCAGUCACUGGACCGAUGAACAAGGAGAAUUGUUCGGCUCCAUUUGAUCUAGAAGAGGAAGCUGAACUUAUGAGAUUAAUUGAGGAGCAAUUUGCUCGUUCCACCACGCCAAUUCAAAAAACCCCAGUCGCAAAUCCAUUCAAAACUCCGACUCGAGUAACUCCAAGCCAUAGGCCCAUCACCAGGAGUGUAACAAGAUCUAGUCGCUCGGUAAAAUCGGCAAGCCAUCUUUUGGCACCUCCUAAAACACCAAGCAAAACCCCUGGAUCUAGUCGUCGGACUCCUCGUGGCAAUGCUAUCUUCGAGUCACCUUUUACUGCCCAAUUGAACCAGCUCAUGUCUGAUAACCCCAUCCAAUCCCCCUCUCAACACCUCGAUUUUAAUAAUUUACCUGAUCUUCCUAGCUUCGAAAAUGGAUCUUACAAUCUUCAACAAUACGAUGAAGAUUUCUUUUCAACAGAUGUACCAAUGCCUUCUUCGCCACCACGAAUAUUUCCUGGGUUUAAUCAUACUUCGGCGGGAGGACCUCUUGAUUGGGAUAAUUUUGGUUUCGAUUCCGUUUCUACUACACCAAAUGCAAAAGAAAAGCAAAAGGAGAAAGAUGUGGAGAUCAAGCAGGAACCGACGGAGGAAACAACAGCAGAUGAGACGGCCUAAUUUGUUUACGACGUCUUUCACUUACGAACAAAUAACACGAACUUGAAUUUGUAUUCUCUUAUGAUUGAUGGGUUGCAUUAUUGUGGUGUUUGGAUUUUUUUUCUCUCGGGUAGCGUUGGCAUACAAAGGUAUGGAAAAGAACGGGGUUUCCCAACUUUCCUAGUAGCACGGCGUUUCUUUUUUGGUUUUUCGUGCUAUUCUAGGAUGAAUGUAUCCGGGUUUGCGGAGUAUAGGGAUCUUGGGAUUUAAGAUUUAAGAUUUAAGAUUUAAGAUUUGAGAUUUGAGAUUUGAAAUCUUAAAGAAUUGGUUGGCGGAAAUUACUACAUUGCGAUUGUAGGUAUAUAUAGGUAGAUAGUUAUUAGUAGCGUUAUGAUAUCAGCAAGGUUUUACGAAUUUUCUUGGGUAGCUAGUUAGUUAUUGUUGGAGUAUUGGAGGAGCGUUAGGUAGGUUACUAGGUAGAUAAAAACAAUGGAUUGGUUAUGUUA